Molecule: messenger RNA, 2093 nt
Organism: Notothenia coriiceps (black rockcod)
Lineage: Eukaryota; Metazoa; Chordata; Actinopteri; Perciformes; Nototheniidae
Product: sodium- and chloride-dependent creatine transporter 1-like
Exons: 4
Coding region: 1366-2082 (238 amino acids)
Biological process (GO): sodium ion transmembrane transport; amino acid transport; nitrogen compound transport
Cellular component (GO): plasma membrane
Molecular function (GO): gamma-aminobutyric acid:sodium:chloride symporter activity
Source: RefSeq, a predicted model, not a curated record
GUACAGACGCGCAGCCGGACCUUAAAUACCUCUGAUCGGCUGUACCGGGGACAUUUGACAGCUGAGAGCACCAGGUUUUUUCUUUCACCCUGAUCCCUGAUGGAGCUCCUGCAGCAAUCCCUGCACCACCACUACCACUACCACCGGGUCUGAAGCUCCGGUCCGCCCGGUCUCCUCCCGUUAUUCGCUGCCCGGUUCCGUGCUCUGUGAGCGGGCCGCCGUCUCCUCCGUGACUCUCUGUUCUCAUGCGAUUCUUCAGACUCACAUUCAAGUGUUUCGUGGAUUGUUUUUGAAGGUCGCGGCCAGAUUCUUGGUUCAAUUCUCUUAAUUUUUUUGGGGUAAUAUUUUUUUUAUUUUUCACUAGAAUCGUGUCUCUUUUUCUGCAUUGGAGAAAAGAUAUGUCUCCAGAUUAUUACUAGAUAUUAUUCGAUUUAUUUUUAUUUAAUUUUCAUUCGAUUUUAAAAACAGAUUCUGGAGCAUGAUCCACGAUCCGCCUGCACCUCGCUGAGAUUGAUAAUAAUAUUGUAUUAUUACUGGAGAAGAAGCGAGAAUAGAGAUCCUGCAGCGGGACGAGCUGCACCUGCUGGACUGACUCAUCUGUUUCUGACCGGGCUCUGAGGCUCUAAGGCUGCACAAAUAAACAGGUUAGAGACUGAAAAUACCAGAGCGACCAGUGCAGACUGAGGGGUUUGUUACUGGCAUCUGACUGUGAGGAAGAGACAGAUCCUGAAAGGAGAAGAGAAAUCAGCUUUUUAAAGGUACAAAGAACUGAAAUAAACUGUGCAAAAAAAGUGCGGACUGCUCCUUUAGCUGGUUGUGAGGGAAGGGAGUGAGGAUAACAGAUUUAAAGUGUUAAAACCUGCAGAAUUAAAGGGAAGCAAAGAGAGAUUUUCGACUUCAUCUGACUUUGUUUCGAUCUGGUUAUUGGGGUGAGUCCAAGUGGGAAAAGACCAGAUUCUGAAGGAAAGACUUGCAAGAAUUAAAGGGACUGAAUUUACCAGCAACCAGUGCAGACUGCGGGGUUUGUUAUUGGUAUCUGACUGUGAGAAAGAGACUGGUUUUAGUCCUGAAAGAAGAAGAGGAAACACCUUUUGAAAGGGUACAAAGAAACUGAAAUAACUGUGCAAAGAGUGCAGACUGCUCCUUUAAUUUACUGACAAAAAGACAGAAUUUAAGGGAAGCAAAGAGAGAUUUUUGAAAACAUCUGACUUUUUUAGUUUCUGGUUAUUUGGGUGAGUCUAAGUGGGAAACCACCAGAUUUUGGGGCUCAGAAACAGGAAUUAAAGGGAACUUGACCCGGGUUUUUCAACCCUUUUACCAACUUUUUUUUUUAAGUAAACGGUUUCCUGACUGGACUUUUGAGCGAUGGAGAAGUCGGCCUCCUCCUGCUCUCUGGUUCUCCUGGAGGAAACCAAGAAGACCCCCCUCUUACAUCCAAACGGUGCCUGUGGUUACCCCCCAGCGGCCUCUAACGGUAGCCUGGUCCCGUUAACGGGGGCGGGGUCCGGUGCUGGAGCAUGUGCCGGGCCGGAGAAGAAAGCGCCCCCUGCUGUGGUGCCUUAUCAAGAGAGAGAAACAUGGACCCGGCAGAUGGACUUCAUGAUGUCCUGCGUGGGAUUCGCUGUCGGACUGGGGAACGUGUGGAGGUUCCCGUACCUGUGCUACAAGAACGGAGGAGGCGUCUUCCUGAUCCCCUACAUGCUGAUCGUGUUUGUCGGAGGAAUCCCGGUCUUCUUCCUGGAGAUCGCUCUGGGACAGUUCAUGAAAGCUGGCAGUAUCAACGUCUGGAACAUCGCUCCACUCUUUAAAGGUCUGGGUUAUGCCUCCAUGGUGAUAGUGUUUUUCAGCAACACCUACUACAUCAUGGUGUUGGCCUGGGCCUUCUACUACCUGAUCAAGUCCUUUAACUCCACCCUCCCUUGGUCCACCUGCGACAACGAAUGGAACACGCCCAACUGCAUCGAGAUCUUCCGCCACCAGGACUGCAUCAACGGCUCGCUGGCCAACGAUACUAUCAACGGAAACAUGACCUGCGCCGAACUCGCCAACGCACGGUCGCCCAUCAUCGAAUUCUGGGAGUGAACCAGGUGUUG